Messenger RNA from Sordaria macrospora k-hell, 1773 nucleotides. RefSeq lists its product as uncharacterized. Lineage: Eukaryota; Fungi; Ascomycota; Sordariomycetes; Sordariales; Sordariaceae. The record is from RefSeq and is a predicted model, not a curated record. Gene Ontology annotation, molecular function: DNA binding.
AUGUCGCGCCACCAUCCGAAUAUGUCCAUGGAAACCUAUUACGGGAGCGUCCGCACAACCGCCGACGCCAUCAAGCUGUUCGAGGCCUGUCGAGUAGGCACUCUGCCCCGAGUACAACGCCGACUAUCCGAGAAAGAGCGGCAGGCCAUCCGACCGGGCUCGGUCUUCGUCUGGGAUGAGAGGGAAGCCGGCAUGCGGAGAUGGACCGAUGGAAAGUCAUGGAGCGCCAGUCGUGUAUCCGGGAGCUUCCUCACGUACCGGGAAAUGGAAGGAAAGAGGGCAGGAUUCGGCGGCAGGAGGAACGCAGGGAGGACUCCAGACUCGGCCCGCGCUAGUGACGAGGACCGGGGUUCGGACGAUCACCACGAAGGCUACAGGUACAAGGCCGAUGGACUCAUGAAGCAGUCAUUCAGCAUCACGACCUCUCACGGCCAACACCUCCACCUUAUCUCCUAUUAUGCCCGGGAUGGCCGGGGCCCAGCCAACUUGCCCGAUCCGUCGAGUGACCCAGCGCUCAGGCACGUUUCCAUCCCCAAGGGCAUCUACCCCGAGUCCAGUGUUAGCGAAACUUCGGUCCCGGUGACGACGAGAGGUCCGUUGCAGCGACACUCGCCCUAUUCGCAUUCAAGGAACGCUCCGCCACCGUAUCAUCAGCCCUAUGACCCCAACGUUCAUGGUCCUCCGCCCGGCCCUGGCUAUUGGGGACCCAUCUCUCCGGUCGCGACGCCUCCUUACAACGGGCAUCCCGUUCCGUAUCCCCCAGGACCGCCAUAUCACCCCGACGGCCUUCCUCCGCACGCGCCACCACACUAUGCUCACCACCCUCAACACUUCUCUCCUCCUCAGCACCACAUGGCUGCCUUGCCCCCUCCGCCUGCCGGUAAGCCCGGCAUCCAGCUCCCGCAACCGCAGCCGUAUCCGCAUCAACACGCCGUUCAAGCCCCCUAUCCGCCGCCGUUACCGCAACCGCCAUCGGCUUACCACUACCAACACCCACAUCAACAACUACCUUAUCACCACCAACACGGCCCACCCCAUCCGAGCCAACAACAACCCAUGCAUCACCACCAAGGCCCGCCACCUCCUCAAUCAUCAGGGGCAUCUCCCCUCCCACAACUACCAUCCGACGCUCAACACCCUCAACACCCCGAGCAGCAGCAACAACACCCACAACAACCACAACACCCGCCGAGAACCGCCCCCAUCGACUCACCAAAGUCCCAACAACUAAUGGCCGCCGCCCGCGAGACACUCAAUCUUGACUCCCGUCUAGCCCACGGUGGCCCGCUUCCCGCUCCGCAACAGUCAAACGGAAACGGAAGCACGCCCUUCUCCGGAUCAGGAGCCGUAUCUACGCCUCCUCUACCGGCUACUUCUUUGAACGGCGCGAACGGCGUAUCAUCACCUCGUCAUCACCAGCAUCAGCAGCAGCAGGAUUUGAAGCCCGUGCUGUCGCCACUGAGCUUACAUCCCCCGUUGGCCGCGCCACAGCCAAAUGGCGUGAACGGUCACAUCAAGGGACCCAAAAGUCCCAUUUCUGCGAGCACCAGACCUAGUUUGUCAGCGAUCUUGCUUCCGCCACCGAAUGGUGUCAAGACAGAACCGUUGUCGAACGGCGCUACGCCUGUCAGCGCCAAUGGAGUGCGCAGUCCGCUUGGGUCGCCUAAUGGGUUGGGACCUCACGGUCAUACGCUGGGAACUGGGCUGGCUGCGGCGCCGGAUAACAAGGCUGUUGAAGCGCUAAGGGCUUUGAAUAGGAAUUUGUGCACUUAG